Poeciliopsis prolifica (blackstripe livebearer) is the source of this 3007-nucleotide messenger RNA. RefSeq names its product G protein-coupled receptor 137 (gene gpr137). Lineage: Eukaryota; Metazoa; Chordata; Actinopteri; Cyprinodontiformes; Poeciliidae. Gene Ontology annotation, biological process: positive regulation of TORC1 signaling. The coding region runs from base 1106 to 2266 and encodes 386 amino acids. Gene Ontology annotation, cellular component: lysosomal membrane. The record is from RefSeq and is a predicted model, not a curated record. The transcript has 8 exons.
CAGGAAGGGAUUUACCGUCUUCGGUCGGCUGCUCGUACCUUCAGCUCCAUGUUCACCUGAGGCGAAAAGGUCUGUUGUUGUCGUCGAUUCUAUGUCUACGGGUGAAAUUCGUAUUAUUAUUAUUAUUGUUAUUAUUUGUUUGUUUGUAUUUAUUUAUUUUUUAACGGGAUUCAGCGAGCCGCGACUGGCAGGCGGAAGAGAGAGACGUAACGUAGGUGUUUGCGGUUAGCUUCGGUUGAGGUCCAGCACCUUGAACGCAGCGUCGGGGUUGUUUAUGUCACAAAAACCAAAGUAAAGUCAGUCCUGUCGGGUCAAAGGUUGCAGCAGUUCACCGAGCGGCGUCUCACCUGUUGAAUGUGUGACUAAAUUAAACUUUGACAUCGUCAAACUCGGGUUUUAUGAAAGCGUUGCAUAAUAAAUUCGGUGCAAACUGAAAGAAUCCGCGUCUGCUGCGUUGAUGUUGUUGUGCGAUUAGUGAAGCAGUGAGUCUCCUCACCGGCUGCAUGCAGCCAUACAGUAAAUGUGUGUUUAUAAUGACUCAGACCGUCACGGAAAUGUGACCAAAAGACAAAACUCUUUAGAAGUACACCUGCUGAUUAAUGACUGCAUUUAAAGCAGACGUAUUUCAUUUCAUUUUCUCAUACCUCUUAUACUCUGAUCUUUGCCACCGAUCAUGCUGUCGGCGUCGUUUAUGUCUCACAGACAAACAUCACAAUUUGUAUUGGGAGCAACAACAAAAAAAACAAACAACAAAAACAAGACGAUUUCAGAUUGUUUUUCACGGCGCUGACUUGCUUCUGCAUGCUCCUCAUUCCUUCUGUCUCCUGGAGAUUUUCCUGUAAACGCGCAACCUCUCUUUCUUCCCUUAUCAUUUUCUCCAGCUCUUAGAUUUUGUUUGUGUGCUUUGUGAGUGAGAGAGAGGGGUGGGGGAAGAGAGAGAUCCUGCCCUGCACAAUUGCAGGAAACGCGGCCGUCCACCUGGAGGGAUUAAUCAAGUCCAUGGGCUCCAUGGCAACUCUUGACAUCCACAACUCAGAUCCUCGGUGUGAAGGCUCCAGAAGUCCCGCGUUGACGAUGGCCGCUCAGUGAUCCCUCCGCCGCUCCAAUGGAGGCUCCGGUCACCGCCGCUUCCCCUCCUCCAAACUCCUCCUUCUCCUCCUUGUCGCCCCCGACGCCGCUGCGUCCGGCCGUGGCCCCGUCCGUCCAGCUGGGCUUCACCGCCCUCUACACCGCCCUGUACGGCGGCCUGUUCCUGGUGGUGUACGUGCAGCUGUGGCUGCUGUUCGUCUACAAGCACAAGCGCUGGAGCUACCAGAGCCUGUUCCUGUUCCUGUGCCUGCUCUGGGCCGGCCUGCGCACCACGCUCUUCUCCUUCUACUUCCACAACACGGCCCAGGCCAACCACCUGCCCGCCGCCGCCUUCUGGCUGCUCUACUGCUCCCCUGUGUGUCUGCAGUUCUUCACCUUCAGCCUCAUCAACCUCUAUUUCACCCAGGUUUUCCUGAAGAUCAGCGCCGCCUCAGACACAAAGCUAUGGGUGGCCCGGUGCGCCUACGCAGCCAUCAGUGUGAUCUUCCUUUGCGUCAAUGUGACGUGCGCCGCUCUGGGGGAGCGAGGCAGCAGCGGAGAGAAGGGCAAGCGCACCUGGAAGCUGGUGUUGGUCAGAGUGAUCGUUAACGACCUGCUGUUCAUCGUGGAGGCCGUGCUGCUGGCCGCCACGCUGCUGCUGCUCACCAGGCAGCCGCGCUCCUUCAGCCCAUACCUCAUGAGCAAGGGAACCACGGUGUGCCGCACUGCGGCUCUGGGAGCCGCGGUCAUCUUGCUGUUCCUCAGCCGGGCCUGCUACAACCUGACUGUCCUCUUCCUGUCCCAGAGCUACAAGGUGGAGUCCUUCGACUACGACUGGUACAACGUCUCCGACCAGGCUGACCUGCAGAGUGAACUCGGCGACAGAGGCUACCUGGCGUUCGGUGCCAUCCUCUUCAUCUGGGAGCUGCUCCCUACCAGCCUCCUCAUCCUCUUCUUCAGAGUCCACCGGCCCACUCAGGAGACCAGCAGUUUGGACAUCAACAACAGGGUUCUUCCCCGUCCGUACUUCUUCGAUGACCCAGAAGGCAGCGACGAUGAAAUACCGGCGCCGUGGGCUCGCAGCCCCGCUCAGAACCAAAGCUGGAAUGGAUCGGAGACUACGCCCCUCCUGUUUGCCAACAACCCCGCAGACCAGAGCCACCAGCACCACUCGUUCUACUCCACCCCCCAGAACUGAAACCAAACCCUCAUUCAUUCGCUGUCGUAAUUUUUACCUCACCUAGACAAUGACCUCAGGCGGAUGAGAACGGCGUGCGCAGCUACCGCCCAGCAUUACCGCACAGUCUGUGGUUGAAAUUGCACUGAAUAACCUCAGGAGAGCUAAGAAGAUGCACCUUGUAUUAUUAUUAUUAUUAUUUAGAUAUAUUGACACUUUCUCAGCUUAAAGGGAACAUUUUUGGUGGGAGAGGACCUGAUGGACUCCAUGAGGGUCAAACUAAGCAUUGUUUAUUUAUUUGCUUACUCACUGUGAACACAGGAGCCAAACUGACACUUCAUAUUACAUUCCUGGAUGGACUCAAAUCAGCUUAGUUGGGAACCACUGAGUAUGUAGAGCUGCUUAGGAAAGUGGCAUUUAUUAAAUACCAAGUGGUGCAUCUGAAACUGAUUCCAAUGCAAAGGAUAUGAUAUUUACUGCUGCCUGAAGAAGUUUUAUUAUUGCUGACGGUGGGAUUUCAUGUUUCUCAUUUCCAUCCUUAGCAUUGCUGCAGAUACUUGUGUGUAGUUUGUUUAUGGGGCAAUAACUUGUUUUUCUUUAGGGCUUUUUUUUUUUACUCCUCUCUGAGUUCAUGUGUUUGAUUGGAUGUUUUAAUUUAUUUAUCUUUCACAAAUGUAUUUUUUAUUGUUAUCUCAUCUGAAAAGGACCUGUGCAACAAUGCUGCCCUUGCUGGCAAUGAACCAAUAAACACUUUGACAUAAA